UUCUGCGCCAGGAACAUGCCUUGUCAACAUGGUACAUGUGAAGACACAUGUGACAAUAAUGGUUACAAGUGUACCUGUUAUGAAAACGAUUGGGAAUUGCAAGCUGGCCAUGUUUGCUUUGGUGCAAAGGGUAACAACUAUGGUAGUAUAAUACUUCGUUCAACUGGCGUGCUUACAAAAUUGAGACUGCUACACACAGGUGAAGCGUCAUUAAACUGUAACAUGCAUCGCUGUAGUAGCGGUUCAAAAUGGGGAUGCUGCGUAACCGCUGGUGAAAUUUAUAUUAUCAUUACAAAUAAAGAAAAUGAAAUCAUAGCACCGGAGACCAUGCCAAAAAGAUAUUCCUACAAACUGCCAGGAUUUGAUCAAAAUUCGGCUUUCAUUCAAUUCGAUGUGUACAACACCACGGUAAAGGUUGGUGACGAGUUGAGAAUUUGGCAUUUACAGGAUAUAAAAGAUAAAUCUGAAUAUAACAAUGAAGGGAGAUCGUGUGCGAAUGUUUAUGCUGUAUUUUGCGAUUAGUUGUUAUCGCGAUUUUUUUGAUUAAACGUGUGUUUUUAUGGUGACAAUAUAACACUUAACACAGUUAUCUCCUUAUCAUUUCUGAUCGGCCCUAAUUUUGUCGGUUCAAUCUUUCAUUGGUCCUAAUAUUUAGUCAGGUAGGAAAUCACAGCAAAGAAUGGAAGUUAGU
Molecule: messenger RNA, 691 nt
Organism: Hydractinia symbiolongicarpus
Lineage: Eukaryota; Metazoa; Cnidaria; Hydrozoa; Anthoathecata; Hydractiniidae
Exons: 2
Coding region: 16-522 (168 amino acids)
Source: RefSeq, a predicted model, not a curated record